Messenger RNA from Symbiodinium necroappetens, 1473 nucleotides. The record is from the annotation of a GenBank genome assembly. NCBI's taxonomy places the organism in Eukaryota, Dinophyceae, Suessiales, Symbiodiniaceae.
AUGGCCUGGAAUGUAUUGCAUGGAUGUUCUCAAGGGCUACGUGGCCCACUCGAUGUCCUCGAACAGAAAGUUGAGAUCAUCCGGCCCGAUGGUCAGGCUGCAGCAUGUACAGAAGAGCCCGAGAUAGUGAAGCUGCGGGCUGGAGAUCGCAUGUUUGGCAUGAUGCCAUUGCCUUUCGCGACUUAUCCAGCCAUUGCAAUGCGCUACUCAAGCGUGGACGUGUCAAAAUUGAAGAGAUCCUUGGGAAAGGCUUUGACGGCUGUUCCCAUGAUGGCCGGAAGACUUCGCAGCACUGAAGACGGAUACGAGGUAGUUUUGAAUGGUGAAGGUGUUCCUUUCUCCAUUGUUCAAAGCUCAGAAAAGGUUGCCCCAGACUUUGUCGAAGAGUUCAGGCUCCCAGACUUCGCAAUUUACUGCCGACCCCCAGCGGUUCGGGCCGGUCGUGAACCGUUGAUGACCGUGAAGCUGACCCUUUUCCAGGAUGGAAGCGGAAUAUUGGCUUUCUGUCGCUCACACAUGCUGUUGGACGGAAGUUCCGCCUGGACGUUUCUGUCCUUUUGGGCAAGCCUUGCACGGGGAGAUACAGCAACAGCACCAUGCACGAGUAGGGAGAAAAUGGAGGAGCUUAUCCCUGAUGAAAGCAGAACGCAGGAACUCGCCCAGAAAGAGAUCGGCAAGCAGCUGACCAACUCUUGGUUCAUGGGCCUGGUUGGGAUUCUGGUGCCAGUGCUUGCGCCUGUCGUCGACACCCUCUUUCUGCACACCAGACUGGGCUUGAACAGGCACCGAGUUUAUUUCUCGGAGGAGGAGCUGGCAGUUAUCAAGGAUGAGGCCACGCCGACCGAAGUACAGCCGGGUCAGGACAAGUGGGUCACGACGCAGGAGGCAUUCUGCGCAUACCUUUUGAUGACUUUGGGCAAGCACAUUCUUCCUGCAGAUGCAAAAGGCGUGGUUCAGAUGAUGUUCUUGCUGGACGUGAGAAAGGCGCUGGGGCUUCCAGCAAACCAACUAAUGGGCGGUGGCCUGACUUUCACAAGCGUCCUCAUAUCGGACCUGAAGCUUCGGACGCUCCCGGAACUUGCCAGUCAGUUGCAUGAGUGCCUCUCCAAACAUGAAGGCUCACUAGAGGCACAGAAGGCACGCUGGCAACUACUGAAUGGUGCCUGUGAGAAAAAGAUGGAACACACCCUCAUGCAGGAAAUCCACAACAAGACUGUUGACAUGAAGCUGGCAGUCAACAACUCAUCUAAACGUCCUCUUUUGGACUUCGGUUCGGGCCCAGCAGAAAGUGUUGUUUCUGAUGCAGGACCCAGCCUUCUUGUUCCAGCCAAGGGCGGUGGACUUUUCCUGUAUCUCGACCCGAACGUCUUCUCAAGUGCCAAGUGCUCCUCCAAGGAGAAGCGUAGCCAGGCGCUCGAAGCCCUUCGGGCAGAUCUCCCGCAGAGGGGCACCAAGAGGAAAGUUCAUGGCUGA